Messenger RNA from Amyelois transitella, 1218 nucleotides. Its product is annotated as cAMP-dependent protein kinase catalytic subunit alpha-like. Gene Ontology annotation, biological process: peptidyl-serine phosphorylation. Gene Ontology annotation, molecular function: cAMP-dependent protein kinase activity; ATP binding. NCBI's taxonomy places the organism in Eukaryota, Metazoa, Arthropoda, Insecta, Lepidoptera, Pyralidae. The coding region runs from base 124 to 1218 and encodes 364 amino acids. The transcript has a single exon. Gene Ontology annotation, cellular component: nucleus; cAMP-dependent protein kinase complex. The record is from RefSeq and is a predicted model, not a curated record.
UCAAUGGAAAUCUGAGGUGCAUAUUUUUCUCAUACUUAAAGUUUUUUUUCCGCUCUUUCAUUGUUAACUACAACUGAAAUUUAAUGUUGAGCGAGUUGUUGGUAUUAAACUUACAAAUCCGACAUGAGUGACGACAUGAAAAGAUGCAAUUAUUUGCCACCUCAACCCCAAGGGGGCGGCUAUUCGCAACAGAAACAGGAUCAGUAUAAUCAAUAUCUUCGUAAACUGCAACAAGAUUUUAAACAAAUAUGGGGUGAGAAAACUGAAGAAUCAGUAGCAAAAUUAACUGAUUUUGAAAAACAAAAAGUUUUAGGAACUGGAGCGUUUGGUAUAGUUUACUUAGCAAAACAUAUUGCUAGCGGAAAAUAUUACGCUAUGAAAAUGUUGGAAAAAGAAAAAAUAGUAAAAUUAAAACAAAUUGAACAUAGCUUCUACGAAAAGAAAAUUUUAAUUGGUCUCAAUUUUCCGUUCGUAGUUUAUAUGAAGUAUUUCUUUAAAGACAAUGUAUAUUUAUAUUAUAUCUUACCUUUUAUCCCUGGAGGAGAGAUGUUUUCUCAUUUACGUAAAAUGGGCAAAUUUGAAGAAUCAGCUGCCAAAUUUUACGGCGCUCAAGUGGUUCUAGCCCUAGAAUAUCUCCACGCAUGCGAGCUAGUCUAUCGAGAUCUUAAGCCGGAAAAUAUUUUGAUAGAUAGAACAGGAUACAUAAAAAUAACAGAUUUUGGGUUUUGCAAACUUAUUCAUGGUAGGACUUGGACGCUUUGUGGUACACCUGAAUAUUUGGCGCCAGAGAUUAUAUUAAGCAAAGGAUAUGGAAUGUCUGUAGAUUGGUGGUCUCUUGGAAUACUGCUCUUUGAGAUGAGCGCCGGCCAUCCUCCUUUUUAUGCUUCCGAUCCUAUGAGAAUUUAUGAAAAAAUCGUAUCAGGGAAGUAUCGUUGCCCAGCUCACUUCACUGCCGAGUUAAAAGAUUUGAUUGGUCAUGUACUCCAGGUCGAUACUACAAGAAGAUACGGUAAUUUAAAAGAUGGAAUCUUAGAUUUUAAAAAUCAUAAAUGGUUUCGAGAAAUAGAUUGGGACAAUCUUUUAAAUGGCAGAGUGCAACCACCUUUUCUUCCGAAAGUUCGGUCACCUGGAGAUACAACUAAUUUUGACGUUUUUGAUGAAGAAAAAAUUAAAGACAGUCCACUUUGCUUGUUUGAAGAUGAAUUUGCGGAUUUUUAA